Messenger RNA from Cetraspora pellucida, 312 nucleotides. The record is from the annotation of a GenBank genome assembly. Lineage: Eukaryota; Fungi; Glomeromycota; Glomeromycetes; Diversisporales; Gigasporaceae.
AUGAAGAUAUAUUAUACUUAUUUUUUGAAAGAAUAUCUAGAAGGUAUUACAAAUGUUCAAAUAACAGCUACUAGAAAUCAGAUUAUUGGUUUAGCUAAUAACAAAGUACAAGUACCACUCUAUGAACAGUCAGAAUCUGGCAUACUUAAUUUGAUUAUUAAAAAAUGGACUGAAGAUAAUAGUGAAAACAAAAAUAAAGAAUUUGAAGAAAUAAGUAUAGGAAUAUUAGAUACUAUUGACAUACUUAAUUGUCAUCCAGCUGAUUAUGAAAAUUCAAAACUAGAACUUCAAAAUAUGUUUUGUUCUGAAUAG